This is a messenger RNA of Chaetomium strumarium, 508 nucleotides long. RefSeq lists its product as uncharacterized. The record is from RefSeq and is a predicted model, not a curated record. The coding region runs from base 138 to 500 and encodes 120 amino acids. NCBI's taxonomy places the organism in Eukaryota, Fungi, Ascomycota, Sordariomycetes, Sordariales, Chaetomiaceae. The transcript has 2 exons.
CAGUGGCUUUCCGCAUCUCCAACAACAUCAUCCAGAGCACCAUUCCACGUCAUCACAUUCAUUCCUAAGCCAGCUUCCUCUUCAUCAUACCUGUAUCCACCGCCAACCACCUUCCCACCCGCCAACACACAAUCACCAUGGCUUCUCAGCAGACUUCCAAGGCGCAGCCUUCCAAGGCGCAGGCGCCCAAGCCGAGGGCCGGCGGCAGCUCCGACAUCAAGGUCGAGUUACGGGAGAUCCCUGGUUAUGAAUACCAGAAGGGGGCGCUCCUGGAUCUCAUCGCAGCGACGGCCACGAAGCUGGGUAUGUCCGGCACGGUCUACGCCACCGCUCUGAGCCAGAAACAGGAUCCGCUUCGCUCGGUCUCGGAUAAGACCGGCAAGUCUACGUGGAGGGUUGAACUGCGCCGGCCUGUUGUCGGUGUCGAUGGUGUCGAGGAGUGCAUCGUGUUGCAGAUCCGGACCAGUUACACGAUUCCCUCUGCUUUCGGACGGAAGUAGUAGAGGCG